AUUCCCAACUUGUCCAGUCAAAGCUCGAAGCUUUGCACCAUCGCCCCCAACAAACAGCCUUCUUGUGCCUUUCUUUUUCUCCUUUUUCCUUUCCGAGGACUGAGGGCCUCCUGCCUUUUCCUCCGGAAAACACCAAUGUCCUGAAACACCAAAGAACCCCAAGAGAUGGACCCAGUGCAACUGGCUCAGAGGAAGACUCCUCACACUCUGCCUCUGCUCCAGCGUGGGGUCCCUCCCAUGGGAGACAGUCCUCCACCAACUUCUCCAAAAGGCGCUACCACCACCACCACCCAUCGCUGAUGGGCUUGGCCUUGCACAGCAGUGGGUCCGUCUUGGAGCCAACUGCCAUCGGCUCUCUCAGACACAGGGGAAGCUUCUAGGACCUUCUUGCAGAAGCCACCCAGGUAGCCCCCCGCUAACAAAAACCAUGCCAUGCAAACCUGGGACAUCACCCCACAGGCAGGAAUUCGGAAACGGAAACUGAGCAGCCUGGUGACUCCUGUAACUCGUGCCCGUCUGCUCCGGACGCACAUGUGGCUCCCUGCGAGCCCCGGGGGCCUCCUGAGUUAUUUGGUGACUCUGCACGUCCUGCGGCUGGGAUCAGCUGACUUCAGAGUGGUGGGACCAGGCCACACUCUCCAGGCGACUGUGGGGCAGGACGUCGUGCUGCCAUGUCACUUGUCCCCCAGCGUGGAGGCUCGGAGCUUGGACAUCAGGUGGAUCCGGCAUCCAUUCUCUGAAACGGUGCACCACUACCGAAAUGGAGAGGACCUUUAUAGGGAGCAGAUGGAGGAAUAUGUUGGGAGGACAGAGUUGGUCAGGGAUGGUCUCUCCCGUGGACGCCUGGACUUGCGAAUCUCUGCGUUGAGACCCUCUGACGAUGGUCAGUACGUCUGCACUGUGACAGAUGGUGACUCUUAUGGAGAAGCUACGGUGGAUCUGGAAGUGGAAGCCACAGGCUCUGUCCCUCAGCUCUCCCUGGAGGCUUACGAGGACGGAGGCAUCCAGGUGGUGUGUCGAUGGGCCGGCUGGUACCCACUACCGGAGGUGCUGUGGAGAGAUCCCGAUGGGCAGCAUCUCCCCUCGGUCUCCCAGAGACAUUCCUCGGAUGAGAGGGGCCUCUUUGACGUCGAAGGCAUCAUCAUUGUGACCAAUGGGAACAGACGUGGGAAAUGGUCCUGUGUGGUCAGAAGCAUCCGCCUCAACCAGGAGCAGGAGACGUCCCUGCACAUCUCAGCUCCCUUUUUCCACAAUGCCCGUCCCUGGAUGGUUGGUGUGCAGGUGCUCCUUGUGCUUUCAGCUGUGUUCCUUGGCCUCGGUGCUUAUCUGUGGAGAAGGAAAGUGCUGCAGUCCCGAGAGCUGGGUGAGUCCUUGUGGCCCCUUCCCCCAGCAAAACCUGCUGGCAAAGGAGCCCCCCUGGGAGGGACGUGGGUUUGGAUGGCUCCUGAAGUUACGGCUGAACUCCAGAGUGCCUGGGUGGGCUGAUGGGGGGAUGGGCUGGCAGGGAGCCAUUCCCUGGGGUUUGGGGGUUUUUUUGCACUUCCCAAAGUGCAACUCUGUCUAGUGCUGUGGAGGCAGCCAUGGGAUGAGCAGCUGUCUCCUCUGGAGAUUUAAUCCUUUUGCUCUUGCUUUACAGAGGAACGAGAUGCAGCACUGGGUGAGUGUCUGUGAGCUCCAUCACAGCGUGGGGUGCUGUCCCAGGUGCUUUGCGUUCGCCCUUUCCCUCCUUGCCCGUCAUCUCCAUCCCUGCAUCCCCCAGCUCUGGGAAAGCCCAAGGC
Molecule: messenger RNA, 1778 nt
Organism: Grus americana (Whooping crane)
Lineage: Eukaryota; Metazoa; Chordata; Aves; Gruiformes; Gruidae
Product: butyrophilin subfamily 1 member A1-like
Exons: 8
Coding region: 433-1485 (350 amino acids)
Source: RefSeq, a predicted model, not a curated record